UUUCUAUAAGAAAUUAAUUGCUUAUUGAUGAUGUAUACAAUUUUAACUCAUUUUCUUAAGGUGCCUUGGAGAUGUUCAUGGGACUACUAUCUGCCUAAAGGGGUGUGGUGGCAGAGUGGGUACAGCACUCUGCUUCUCUUCUAAUAGCAUUUAGUUCACACCUGGGACACCCCCAAUCCACCCUGCUGUGAAAAGGCAUCUAACUUUACAGUUGGGAAAGUGAAGUACAGUGCUAGCCACACUGCCUCCAUGUGUACUGUAAUGAAAAAAGGUUUAGUUCACAGUGUGCUGUAUCCACAGGUUCCACACUGCCCCAACCCUUUUGCAUGAUGUUAGUCCACCAGAGUGUUGUUACACCAUCAGCAAGCACAACCAAUAGUGUACAAGGAGGAAAACCAAUACUCCACUGAGCUUGGGACAUUGUCAUCCACAAGUUGUGACAGCAGGAAAAAAUCAGAUGGGGACUUUGGUGUCUGCACAAGGCUUUAUUAAUGAUUCUCUCACCAAGUAUGUGAAGCAGCUAAUAAGCCACCUACCAGACAUACUAAGCGUGUGUUACCUUGUUAACUCUGGAUCUGAGGCAAAUGACUUGGCUUUGAGGCUCGCAAGAUCAUAUACAAAUAGGAUGGAUGUUGUUGUUUUUGACGAAGCUUACCAUGGAAAUCUGGGAAACUUAAUUGAUAUUAGUCCGAAGAUGUUCAAGCGGAUGGCGCAAGGAAAAAGGGAGUUUGUCCACAUCGUUCCUUACCCAGACACUUACCGUGGGCCUUACAGAGAAGAUGAUCAUCGAGCAGCUGAGAAAUAUGUGAUGGAGGCUGAGCGCAUCAUCUCUCAGGCCACUCGAAACAACAGAAAAAUUAGUUGUUUCAUCUCAGAAUGUAUGAUCGUAAAUUGCGGCAUUAUUUUACCUCCAAGAAACUACUUUAGACUUCUGUAUAAUUUGAUCCGUGAAGCUGGAGGAGUAUGUAUAGCAGAUGAAGUUCAGACAGGUCUUGGUCGGACUGGGGAAUAUUUUUGGGCUUUUGAGCAACAUGGCAUUGUUCCAGACAUUGUUACUAUAGGUAAGCCUCUUGGUAAUGGUCAUCCUAUGGCAGCUGUGAUAACUACUAGAGAAAUUGCUGAUGCUCUUGGGGAAUACUAUUCCACUUUUGGUGGAAAUCCAGUUGCAUGUGCAAUUGGCAUGGCAGUUUUGGAUGUAAUUGAAAAUGAGAAGCUGGUUCAAAGUGCUAAAGCUGUUGGAAAGGCAUUGUUAGAAAACCUUCAGCUACUGAAAGCAAAGCAUUCCUGUAUUGGAGAUGUACGAGGGAUGGGUCUUUGCAUAGGUAUAGAAAUUGUGGAAGAUAAAUGUAGCCGAAAACCUGCAACUGAACUCACCCAGGCAAUAGUAUACAGAUUAAAAGAGGAUCAUCAUAUUCUGGUUCAAGCACAGGGGCCAAAUCGCAACGUAAUUGCAGUUACACCACCAAUGUGCUUUACUCAGCUCAAUGCUCGGUCUCUCUUUAAUUCUCUUGAUGCUGUUCUUUCUGAUUGUGGUCAGCAAGGAGCAGGGAGCACUGGUGUUGCUGGUAGUGUUGGAGUACGACAACCCAGAUCAGUCCUCUCCAUGGAAGAUUUGGAUAAUCUGGAAGAGGAGGAUGUGGAAGGACCUGAGGCAAAGAGACCACGUGCAAGCUAUGAUGAUAUUGAUUAAGAAACUGAUUACAGUGAGGAAAGUGUGGUUUGUAAAUCAUCAUAUUCGUAGUGUGAGUGCAAAAUUCAUCUGUAGUAGAAUAUCUCGCCAGUACUGUAUACAGUAGGGUCGGGAUAUAUCACGAGAUAGGGUCCAAGGAUGUUAGGCAAUAAAGUGUGACCUAUUAUUCCUCGCUAUUAUCUCUUAAUUUCACUGCUGCCUUUAUGCUCAUAUUAUCACACUGUUUAAAUUGUCUAAUUUGUGUGUGGAGAACCUAAUACAGGGAGAUCUGAACAUC
Homarus americanus (American lobster) is the source of this 1967-nucleotide messenger RNA. Its product is annotated as ethanolamine-phosphate phospho-lyase-like. Gene Ontology annotation, cellular component: mitochondrion. Gene Ontology annotation, molecular function: transaminase activity; pyridoxal phosphate binding. The record is from RefSeq and is a predicted model, not a curated record. NCBI's taxonomy places the organism in Eukaryota, Metazoa, Arthropoda, Malacostraca, Decapoda, Nephropidae. The coding region runs from base 458 to 1690 and encodes 410 amino acids. The transcript is spliced from 10 exons.